AGGCGCUGCUCGCGAGCAUGCGUAGCCGGCGGACUAGCGCCGGGGCUCCAAGCGCACACUUCCGGCCCGGCGGCUGAGCGAGUCCGGUCCCAGAUUCAGGGAAGGACUGGAAAGUGCUCAGUGAGGAGACAGACCCUUGGGGACCAGCCAGAGAGUCACAGAGGUCCCACCUGAAACGGUGGGUUCAUCCAGAGGGAAGCACUUUGAUGGGGUCACGGAGCUCACAACAAAGAUCAGGGAAACAGCCAGAAGCCUGGCUGACGCCACAGCAUCCCAGGAACCUUCCCGAGGAAAGGGGUCUUGGAGACCAGGAGACAGGCGCUGCGCAUGGGACAGCUGGGGCCCAGGGAGCAGCCACGUGUGAGGACAGAGCUGCACUCCUCGGUCAGGAAGGACGGAUACACCUCGGCCCGGCACAGAGGGCCCUCCGCAGGGACAUUUCACAGAGGAAUGACAAAAACGACUCUCUGGGUAAGGAUGCCUGUUCCCUCAGGCCCAGAGUGGAGGUGUUCAUUUGUUCAGAGAGAGAGAGACUGGGAGACCGGAGAAAGGAGACAGAGGCAGACCACUGGGUUGAGGCAAGAAGAAAAUAAACAGGAAGAGCCUGAGAGCAGGUAUGAGACACAGAGACCGGAAGAAAGGGAAGGACAGGCCGGAGGGCUAACGACAGGGUGGACAGCAUGCGAGUGGGAACGAGGGAGGGCGGGACACGAGAGCAGUGGGGGUGGAAGUGGGAAGUAGAGCAAGGGGCUGGGGGAGUGAGAGACAGCAGGGGACAGCCAGCAGCGAGGAGGCACCGCCUGUGGGAGCAGCAAGCCGACCUGAGUGCACAUGUGCUCACACACACACCUGAGGGCUGUCCUGAGGGGCUGAGGGGAAACUCAAGAGCACCCACGUCUGACCGCAUGGGAAACUCAAGAGCACCCACGUCUGACCGCAUGCUUCUGCGCCCAGGCCUUCAGGAGGCAGCCGGGCCCUUCGGACAGUCUCAGGACGAUCGGCUCAAAUCGUCUCUGCCGCGCCCCCCACGGCGGGCUCUGUGCCGACAGCUCAGGGCCUGGGGCCUGCUGUGGGUUCUGUGUCUCCCUCUCUCUGCCCCCACCCCCCCCCCCCCCGCUCACACUCAGUCCCUCUGUCUCUCAAAAAUAAAUACAACAUUAAAAACAGUAAAUCAGCUCUGCCCCUUCCGGGCUGCUCCUCAGAGCAUCAGAUUCAGGGAAGGGACAGAUGCUCUGCAGCUGGCUCAGCCAUGAUGUCUCCUCCCUGCAUGCUCCAGAUCAUGGAGAACACGCAGGGACCCUAGGUACUCACCGCUGAGCAAGGAAUAAUUCUAAGAGUUCCACAAGUGACGAUGGCUUGGAAGCCCGUGAGACACCGCUGAAAGGGGAAGGAUAAGGGCGGGGUGACGCCCAGCAGCCAGAGGAAAGACAGGCACGGCCCGGGCUGCUCAGGAAACCAGGACGUUCCUGUCUGUUCUCAAUGAACCUGAAUGUUAUUGGAAACUCCACGCGCACCAGCCAAGCAGCCGGCUGUGUGGGGAAGUUGCCCAGCUGUUGUGUGAACGUGGUCCCCACAGCCUCUGGAUCAACAUGGAAGGAAGUUCCAAAGCCUCGGAGCUGUGCAAGGCCGCAGCCCAUAACCUGUGCUUUUCAGGAGAUGAAAGCUUUGCUGGCCUCACGUGGCUCCUGUGGUUCUCCCAGGAGUAGGGCACAUAGGGUGGGUGAGGCUCAGGGACCAAGCCAAGACUCGUGAAGUGCAAAGACAGUAGAGAAUGCAGGCAGCUACACAUCUGACUGCAAGCAGCCAGCCCAGGACACCCACAGCCUCUUCCAGAGCCCCUUGCUGAGGACCUGUCUGCACUACUCCCAGUACUGAUCACCUGUAGGAGAGAAGUCCCCCCACUCUGGGCCUUGUCUUCUGGCUAUAAACUGAAGAUGGUUCCUAUUCCCUCCCAGAUCACGUGGGGCAGUGCUACUGAAAAUGACUUGAACUGAGACAGAGCAUUUACAGACCCGCCAAGCUCACAUCGCUGCUGUGUCCAAGUGCACUUCUGUAUCAUUAACAACAAACCACCUGGCUUUUCACAGAUAAUUGACAAGCUCUAAUGUAGGAGCUGGGACCCUACGUAAAGGACUUCGUAAGCACUUGAUGUUUUCUCAGUGAAACGGGGUGGCCUUGCAGGGCUCUAAGCACAAAGGGAGUCAUUUUUAAAUGGAUCAUGUUGACUGUUUCCAUUUUUUUGGCUCAAGGCGGAGUAGUAGGGGUGAAGAGAAGGGCGUGCCCCUCAGAGCACCAGACCAGAGGUUAGAGCACACUUGCUGGGGCAGCUUGAGACACACACAGGAGCCCUCACUGAACCAGCCCGUGGGCACUACAGUGAGCAGCAUGUGCUGGGAGCUCCCAAGGAACCAGCUGGCCUCACGCCCUUCUCAGCGGAGCACUGCUUCUUCCCACCUUGGGAUGGGACGUGCUGUGGUUUAGUUUCUCGCACCUACAGGGAUGACAGGAGAUCCUCGAGACAGGGAUGGGCCAGUCAGGGCUACUCAACAUCAGAGGCAGAAGUCGACAGGAGUGGUCUACAAGCGGCCACGUCCUCUCGCGAGCCACAAGCCCUCACAGACUCUCCCAACCACGGAGACAAGCAUUACACUUACAGUGACAUCAUUCAAGAGAAAUGAGUGGCAUUCAGGAUAAAGAACAAGAGUGCAGCUUUGGUAAAUACUCCACAACCCCUUCUCCAUUAGAGAGGAUGCCCUUUCCAGUAUGCUGAACGUGUCUGUUUUAGGAAAGACACCCACAGUGAGGUGGUUUCCCAGGGAUGACAGCAGACGGUGGUGGCAGAGCUGGACAAACCAGCGUGGAACUUGUGGGGAAGUUACCCUUGCCCUGUGGGGUCCAGGCCUCUGUGAUCUCAUCGUGUGUCCCUUGUCCCCUGGCAGCAGGUGUGUGCUGGGGUGGAGAGACAGAGACUCCCCUGGCCAUUCUCUGUAAAACUCAACUUCAUGAGAAAUUCCAGACUCAUCAGAACAGCCAGACCCACAGGGCAGUGGCAAAAGAACUCUGGGAACAGGGCUUUCUGUGGACCCCAGAACAGUGUCGCACCAAGUUAAACUGCAUGUUGAGAUACCAUAAAGUGAGGGAGACUGUUCCUGAGCCAUAUGUCCUUGAUGAGGAAAUGGAUACCCUGUCAAACUCCUGGGCCUCUGCACCCACGGUGGCAAGCAGUGCUAUUCUUGGCCAAGAGGGAAGGGUUACGGAGUUUGUGGGGAUAAGUCAGCAGAAUGGGGAGCCCAGAGGUCAGAGAAGGGGCUAUGUGGAUGGUGCAGCCAGAGAUGAAAAGGACUUCUGGAAUCCUGGCCAGGGAAGUAGGAGACAUGACCUGCCAGUUCUGUUCCCACACAGUGCUGGUAGGAGUCUUGGCUCUGACGCACAAAGGACACAGGACCACCCAGAAGGCCUUAGCCUACCAUUCAAGUGGGAGCUGCCCCUGCUACUGGUGUGGUUACUGCCUUGAUGGAUGACCUUCCACGAGCCAGGGAGUCUGGCUCUCUCAGCAUUGAGGCUGUUUCCUCUGCCCUUCAGGGCCCAACUCCGUAUCUGCCAGCCUCUUUCACAGAGCGCGUGUCAUUUUUCCUGUACAGCUCCUUGCGUUGGCUUCCUCAGGUCAGGCCUCCAGCCCAGACUUUCCUCUUCCCUCCUCCUCUAGUAUGAUCCUCCUUUCCUGACAAAGUGUCUGCUGGUCAGGUGCUCACAACAUACUUUCUUCUCAUUUGGGCCAAACUUGGGAAGGCCUUUGGUUAGGCUGUCAAAAAUUGAGAUCAAACCUGCAGACAGACCGGCAGGUGACACAGAGCUGGCCUCCCUGCCUCAGUUUUGUCACUGUGUCCAAACAUCCAAAAAGGGACAGAACAAGAGAAAAGUAGGUGGAAUUUAGGGGUAUUUAUUUACCUGUGAACCCAGGGUUUGGAGCUUGAAAAUAUUACAACUGGAAAAUGAAAUUAGACUAUUAAUUAGUAGAAGACUGAAUCCUAUGAUGUAUUCCAUGUAGAUAUUCUUGAUGGUGCUUUAGUUGUAACUUUCCUCAUUCCUGCCUGUCAUU
Acinonyx jubatus (cheetah) is the source of this 4099-nucleotide messenger RNA. RefSeq names its product zinc finger and SCAN domain-containing protein 32. Lineage: Eukaryota; Metazoa; Chordata; Mammalia; Carnivora; Felidae. The record is from RefSeq and is a predicted model, not a curated record.